Molecule: messenger RNA, 542 nt
Organism: Pseudomassariella vexata
Lineage: Eukaryota; Fungi; Ascomycota; Sordariomycetes; Amphisphaeriales; Pseudomassariaceae
Exons: 2
Coding region: 186-479 (97 amino acids)
Source: RefSeq, a predicted model, not a curated record
CAUCUACUGCUCUGCUGGGCUGAGGAAACCUAGUUCUCCAAAAACGAAAUGUGCUGAAAUCCGUGCAGUGGCUACUUACUAUGUCGUACUUGGUACCCAGUCUUACAGACUCGGCAAUGACGCAUAUUGGGUAUUGGGUGAUAAACACAAGGUUAGCUCUCUAGACCAACCGCAAUCAUCGUCAUAUGUCUUGGUGCUUCAUAUCACAAUUGAAAAAGCCAAGCUCAAGAGUUUCGAAGUAUUCAAGAGGCAGGUUUCACCAACGAGUGUGGUUGGUUCAAAAAGUCCCAACGCCAAGCCCAUUAGCUAUAACCGCAUGGUUCCCAUGCCGACCGACUGAAGCUCCCUCCCUAUCUCCUUGCACACCCCACAGAUCCCCGAGAUCCAACCCUCCCCCAACCCAACCUGGCAUGCCGUGUAAUGUCCAAGUAACAGCAUCGAGGCCCAUUUCUUCCAACAAAUGUACAUACUUACGUUAGCCCCUAAUCCAAGCCUACGGUGAUGCCUUUCCAGAACCCCCUUUCCUCACGGAUCCCAAACUC